This is a messenger RNA of Plasmopara halstedii, 1176 nucleotides long. RefSeq names its product Purple (tartrate-resistant) acid phosphatase. Bases 1 to 1176 code for a protein of 391 amino acids. Gene Ontology annotation, molecular function: acid phosphatase activity; ferrous iron binding; ferric iron binding. The transcript has a single exon. The record is from RefSeq and is a predicted model, not a curated record. Lineage: Eukaryota; Oomycota; Peronosporomycetes; Peronosporales; Peronosporaceae.
AUGUUAGACCAUAUGUCAAUAGUGUCUGCCUAUGCUGUCGGAGAUUGGGGCUAUCCUCUUGAUGGAGGACCAUGUUCUUCCAGCUACGAUUCUCAUGCCCAAAAAGUCGUCGCAACGCUCAUGGACAUCCACGCUGGUAAAACCUGCAAGCCAAUGGCAAUCCUUGGUCACGGUGACAGUUUUUACUGGACAGGUAUCGAUACUCUUGAAAGUCGUGAUUUGCGAUUCAAUGAGUCGUUUGAAUCCGUUUACAAUGGCGACAACAUUAGAAAUGUACCUUGGGUAAAUGUGAUGGGAAAUCAUGAUUACGGUGGUGCAGAUUACAUUUGCAACAACGGCACCAGCCUCUUACGCUGCAACACAACAGAAGAAAUGCUUGAAGGACUCGAAUUUAAAUUUCAAGCCCAAGCGCAGUACAAGAGUCCCAACAACAAUCGCUGGGCUCUGGAGGAUGUGUUUUAUACGCGUCGUAUCGAGAGUGCUACCACUGGUGUAAGCAUUGACAUCUUUAACAUCGAUAUGAAUGAUGCUGCUAUCGCUGGUUCACAUGGAAUCUGUUGUCAGUGUUACGGGUACGCUAAAACCGACAACUCUGGUUGUAAUAGCAUCAUUCGUGGCGACAAAUAUUGUUGCGGUGGGAACAAUGACAUGUACGAUACGUGCAUGGCUAAAUUCGUUGAGUGGGCUGAUAUAUCCCGUACGAAAUUGGCCAAACAAGCAAAAGCGUCGAAUGCGACGUGGAAACUAGUAAAUAGUCACUACAGUCCAAUUCAACACUACAAGUUCGACGGUAUGCUUAAGUGGUUUGAUGCAUUGAAAGGUUCUGGCAUCCACGCUUUUAUCUACGGUCAUACUCACGGUGAGAAGCACGAUUAUGUGGAUUCAUUGAAAAUGCACUUUGUUGAAAAUGGUGCUGGAGGCGGCAUGAAAUCGGAGUCGGCGGGUAAUGUUCCGAACUUUGCAUCGAAACUUGUGAAGCAAAUAUGGGCGUAUGAUCGAGGUGAAUACGGUUUUCUCUCAGUUAAAGGAUCGAUGAAUUGGUUGCAGCUUCAGUAUCAUACGGCAGAUAGAAAGUGGAAUUUCACCGAGAAGUGGGAAAAUAUGACAAUCGGAGGCGUGGCGACCAAGCACUGUUGGUACAUUCCACGCGACGGCUCGGAGGGCAAGGCGUGCUAG